UGUGUAAUUAAAAAAUGUUAGAAUAAAAAGGAAGUGAAGAGAAUCGAUGAAAGUGAGAGUAAGAUGCAAUUCCACUGCUCUCAUUCUCACCACAAACACAAACACAAACACUUGCAGUUGAAGGUCACUCUCACUCUCAACUUUAUUUCCCUUUUCGAUAAUAAUACUAAUUAUUGGAUCGAUCUCUCUUGAGGGAUUAGAUCUGAUGAAUUAAUUCGAUAUCUGAGGCUUCGUAGGAAAUUGGAAACAAGAGAGAAGGAAAGUAAUCGAUCCAUGGCGUCUGCUAGCCUCGGAAGUGGUGGGGUCGGCAGUUCCAGGUCUGUUAAUGGCGCCUUCAGGGGCUCUUCCAGUUCCGUCGAUUGGCUUGGCAGAGAGAUGCUUGAGAUGAGGUUGAGAGACCAUGACCAUGACCAUGACCAUGACCAUGACCAUGACCAUGAAGACGAUAGAGAUAGUGAGCCUGACAUCAUUGAUGGUGUGGGUGCCGAGACAGGGCACGUGAUAAGAACCAGCAUUGGUGGUCGAAAUGGUCAAUCUAAGCAGAAUGUUAGUUAUAUUGCCGAACAUGUGGUGGGAACAGGCUCUUUUGGUGUUGUUUUUCAAGCUAAAUGUAGAGAAACAGGAGAGAUUGUGGCCAUCAAGAAGGUUCUCCAGGACAAGCGCUACAAAAAUAGAGAGUUACAGAUUAUGCAAAUGCUGGAUCAUCCAAAUAUUGUUGCCCUAAGGCAUUGUUUCUUUUCAACGACUGACAAGGAAGAGGUUUACUUGAAUCUUGUACUUGAAUAUGUUCCUGAAACUGUGAAUCGCAUCGCAAGGAGCUAUAGCAGGAUUAACCAGCGGAUGCCUUUAAUAUAUGUAAAGCUUUAUACCUACCAGAUUUGCAGGGCCCUUGCUUAUAUACAUAACUGCAUUGGUAUAUGUCACCGUGACAUCAAGCCUCAGAACCUACUUGUGAACCCACACACUCAUCAGCUGAAACUAUGUGAUUUUGGGAGUGCAAAAGUGCUGGUGAAAGGAGAACCCAAUGUUUCUUACAUCUGUUCAAGAUACUACCGAGCUCCGGAACUUAUAUUUGGGGCCACCGAAUAUACAACUGCUAUAGAUAUAUGGUCAACUGGUUGUGUAAUGGCUGAAUUACUUCUUGGACAGCCCUUGUUUCCUGGAGAGAGUGGAGUUGAUCAGCUAGUUGAAAUCAUCAAGGUUUUGGGAACUCCGACCAGGGAGGAGAUAAAGUGCAUGAACCCAAAUUAUACAGAAUUUAAGUUUCCGCAGAUAAAACCACAUCCAUGGCACAAGGUCUUUCAGAAGCGUUUACCCCCAGAAGCAGUGGACCUUGUUUGUCGGUUUUUUCAGUACUCUCCCAAUUUGAGAUGCACCGCAGUGGAAGCUUGCAUUCAUCCAUUUUUUGAUGAAUUGAGGGACCCAAACACUCGCCUUCCUAAUGGUCGACCACUUCCACCUCUGUUUAAUUUUAAACCUCAAGAACUUUCUGGUAUACCCCCCGAUGUCAUCAAUCGGCUUAUUCCAGAGCAUGCGCGUAAACAGAACUUAUUUAUGGCUUUGCACACCUAGCAAUUUUCCCCCCUAAGUUGUCUUCACUUACUAGCAGGCUGUAAAUUAUCCGGUGCAUCCGAGAAAAACUCCACAGAAAGAGUUCCUAGGAUUAUAUUAUAUAUUAUAUAAUAUGAAAAGUCUUUUAUUUUCCCUUUUUGAAUUUAUUGUCAAAGGAGUUGUUUUCUAUUCUUGUUCAGAAGACAACGUUUUCAUGUAUAUUUAUGUCAUGUGCCGCUGGUUAUUCUGGUCUCCCUCUGUUGCAACUUAUAAGACCUGAUUGUGUUAGAUUAGGUAAUAUAAGACAUGAUAGUAUAGUGUAAUUUAUACGUUGUAUUGGCUUUUAUGCGAUACAUCGUUUGAUGCGUCACGUAUGUUUGAAUAAUUUUAACCAUUUUAGUA
Messenger RNA from Cajanus cajan (pigeon pea), 1953 nucleotides. The record is from RefSeq and is a predicted model, not a curated record. NCBI's taxonomy places the organism in Eukaryota, Viridiplantae, Streptophyta, Magnoliopsida, Fabales, Fabaceae.